AUGGGCUUCAAAGUGAUGCCUGCGGGCGAGCAAGACGCCGCACGGUCGGUGGCGAUUGAAAAGUUGGCUUACAGUCGUGAUCCCAUCAGUAGCAUUAUUUUCCCCGGCCCUGCUGGGAACGACGCAGAUGCCGCACGGGAGAACAUAAUGCUCCAGAGCCUCCGCGCGGAUCCAGAGUCGUGUUUGUGGAUCAAGGUGGUCGAUGAGGACCGGAUCGCGCAGGGCCUGCACGGCAUGGUGUGCUUUGGCAUGGCCUACCUCUGGAAGUCGACGCCGCCGCCACCGACCAAGAAAGUCUGGGGGCCCGGGUCUAACCCGGAGGCGUGUGAGCAAUUUUUUGGUGGCAUGACAAGGGAGUGGAAUGAGCGGAUGGGCAACAAGCCGCAUCUCUACCUGAAGCUACUUCAUACGGACCCGGCAUAUCAGAGACGAGGCGCGGCUUCGAUGGUCUUGCAGUAUUUUGCGGACGAGGCUGACAAGCACGGCCUGGAGUCGUAUCUCGAGGCUUCGGAUGAGGGACGGCCGCUGUACGAAAAGUUUGGCUACGAGACUGUCCAAGUAUUGGUGACUGAUUUCAGUAAAUGGGGUGGCCCUGACAAGGUUGAAAACUGCCUGAUGCUGCGAAAGCCAAGACCGAGUAGCCAGUGA
Messenger RNA from Beauveria bassiana ARSEF 2860, 648 nucleotides. RefSeq names its product Acyl-CoA N-acyltransferase. The transcript is spliced from 2 exons. NCBI's taxonomy places the organism in Eukaryota, Fungi, Ascomycota, Sordariomycetes, Hypocreales, Cordycipitaceae. Bases 1 to 648 code for a protein of 215 amino acids. Gene Ontology annotation, molecular function: acyltransferase activity, transferring groups other than amino-acyl groups. The record is from RefSeq and is a predicted model, not a curated record.